Molecule: messenger RNA, 888 nt
Organism: Patella vulgata (common limpet)
Lineage: Eukaryota; Metazoa; Mollusca; Gastropoda; Patellidae
Product: adenosine receptor A2b-like
Exons: 3
Coding region: 1-771 (256 amino acids)
Biological process (GO): G protein-coupled receptor signaling pathway
Cellular component (GO): membrane
Molecular function (GO): G protein-coupled receptor activity
Source: RefSeq, a predicted model, not a curated record
AUGGUCAAUGUUAGAGAGUUUGUUAUAUUUUCUACCUCUGUCGCAUCGUCUGUAUUUUUUAUGAUGGCAAUUGCGUUUGAUCGGGCAUUAUAUAUUAGAUAUCCUCUUCGUUAUCAAGAAUUGGUAACCGCCUCAAAAGCAAAACUUAUAGUUUUUAUGAUGACAAUCGCCUUUGAUCGAGUUUUAUAUAUUGGGUAUCCGUUUUUUUAUCAAACGAUGGUGACCUUUAAUAGGGCAAAAUUAAUAAUAUUUGCAGGAUGCGUAUUAUCCUUAGGUUUUGGAGCCUUGCCGUUAUUAUCUUAUUCAAUGGACGCAUGUUCGGCCUGUGCUAUGUUUGGUAUGACAAUAGGCGAUUUUGAACUUUAUGGAAACUUGGUGUCGUUUGGUAUAGUAUGCAUAUUGACAAGUAUUUGCUACGGUUAUAUUUUUAAAAUUGCAAGACGACAGAGAAUACAGUGUUGUAAAGAUAGUGCACCACACGUUAUGAAUCAGAUUGAACACGACAUAAAGCUAAUCAAGAUAUAUGUUUUAGUUUUCGGGAUAUUCUUUUUGAGCUGGUCACCAAAUCUGUUGGUUGUCAUUGUAGAUCGCUUUACUGAAUAUCCCAUUCCAGAGUUUGUAUUGAAUAUUACUAUUCCGAUAAGUCUUCUGAAUUCAGGGUUGAAUUUUCUUGUUUAUAGUGCCAGAAAUGAAGAUUUUCGGAAAGCAUUUAAAAGACUGUUGCUCAGACCUAGUAGAGUUGUUCCAGACAAUCCGGGAUCCCAAGCAUGACUGGUUUCUACUGUAAUUGUGCUAAAUACAUGGUAAUCGAUUCCACGUAGUUGACAGCUGAAAGAACAAAAUAAGCAUUGUUAAAUCAUUCGUCAUUCGGUUAGCAGAUCGACUUAA